Dothidotthia symphoricarpi CBS 119687 is the source of this 1798-nucleotide messenger RNA. RefSeq names its product carbapenem antibiotics biosynthesis protein card. Gene Ontology annotation, molecular function: FAD binding; proline dehydrogenase activity. The transcript has 2 exons. NCBI's taxonomy places the organism in Eukaryota, Fungi, Ascomycota, Dothideomycetes, Pleosporales, Dothidotthiaceae. Gene Ontology annotation, cellular component: mitochondrion. The record is from RefSeq and is a predicted model, not a curated record. The coding region runs from base 181 to 1602 and encodes 473 amino acids.
UAUAUUUCGCUUUACACUUCGUCGAGGGUCACAGGACCUGCAAUCGUAUCAACUCUCACAUACAAGUAUUGUGCAAGCUCCCCGUGUCUCAAUUCACUCAGUCAAUACCGUCUGCAUACUUCAAGAAGAAGGCCAUCACCAAUUCAGACACUGAUAUCGAUUCCUCACACAACCGCAAAGAUGCUCCCACGGGUACAGCAUCUCCAGCGCCUCGAGCAACUCACCCUUUCCCGGACACACCAAACACUCUUUCAAACUCGACGAUAUGUGCACUCGCGGCGCAACCUCUCUCUACCGACGUCAUCACAUGUAGCUGGCUCUUCACAGGUUCUCUCCAACCAACCAUCCUCGCAAGAGUUAGCGAUUAAACCAGUCCUUUCCCGUCUACCUACCUCAACAGUGUUGCGAUCCUACCUCAUUACCGGCAUGUCCUCGUCGCCUGCCCUGCUAGGGCUUUGCUUCACCAUCCUUCGGCGGAUGCUCGAUUCCAAAUCAUACCUCAUGAGCAUUGAGCGUAAUCCCGUACUCUCGAAGCUGUUGAAGAGCACAUUUUACGCACAGUUCUGCGUAGGCGAGAAGCGGGAGGAGGUGGUACGCAACACAGACUUCGCGCGGACAGCGCUGGGGUAUCACGGCAUACUAUUCGAGUACGCGCUGGAAGUGUUGGGUGGAACGGUGCCAACAACAGAGGAGACGAAGCAGGAGAUCGAGACAUGGAGGAAGGGAAUGCUUCAGAGUGUGGACAUGGCAAAGGAGGGUGACUUUGUUGGACUGAAAUGGUCUGGCCUGGGUCGCCAUGCUCUCCACCUGCUUCAAACCCAACAAGACGCUACACCAGAGAUGUGGGAAGCUAUAAACGCUGCCUGCGACGCCGCCUCCGCAAAGGGUGUCUCCCUACUUCCCGGCGCCGAAGAAGAAGUCACAAACCUGGGUCUCGAGAAAUGGACGCUCGCACUACAGAAGAAAUACAACACCAACGGCCGCGCCACCCUCUACAUUACCUACCAAUGCUACCUGCGCCGCAUCUCUGAACGCAUCGCCCAGCACCUCGAAACCGCAUCGAAAUCCGGUUACACCGCAGGCGUGAAGCUAGUCCGGGGCGCAUACCUUACUUCAGAGCCCCACGAACUCACCUACGACAACAAAGAAGGCACAGACGCCAACUACGACGCCUGCGCCAACGCAGUCCUCACACAGCAAUGGACCGACAAAAUCGCUGCGCCCACUCCCAACACCCCCUUCCCAGCCGUAAACAUCGUCCUCGCAACCCACAACCUGCCUUCCAUCGAAGCCGCGAAAUCCAUCCGCGCAGCGCAACUCACAUCCGCCUCUUCAGAGUCACUGCCCCGCCUCACAUACGCUCAGCUCCAGGGCAUGGCAGACGAGAUCUCGCAGAGCUUGGUGCAGGACCCGAUGAUGAAGAAGGACAACCAGGCUAAGGUCGUCAAGUGUAUGACUUGGGGCACGACGACAGAGUGCCUGAAUUUCUUGCUCAGGCGCGCGAGCGAGAACAAGGAGGCUGCAGCCAGGACGGUGGAUACGAGGCGUGCUAUGGGCACCGAGCUUUGGAGGAGGUGCAAGGGUGUCUUUGGACUUGCUUGAAUUUUGGAAGGAAGGUGAAUGUUGGAUUUGUUUUUGAGCGAGCAUGCAUGCAUAUGGAGUUUGGAAUGGGUUAUGUAGUGUUUGGCGUUUGGGAUUGGGCCGGCGUUGAAGCAUAGGACAUGAGUGUCACGAAGAAGCGAUCGCAGGUUUAUCGCAAAUGAAUUGGAUGAAUGACGAUGAUCUCCAGCAACUACUU